Messenger RNA from Ochlerotatus camptorhynchus, 677 nucleotides. RefSeq names its product ATPase inhibitor mai-1, mitochondrial-like. Lineage: Eukaryota; Metazoa; Arthropoda; Insecta; Diptera; Culicidae. Gene Ontology annotation, cellular component: mitochondrion. The transcript is spliced from 3 exons. The record is from RefSeq and is a predicted model, not a curated record. Gene Ontology annotation, molecular function: ATPase inhibitor activity. Gene Ontology annotation, biological process: negative regulation of ATP-dependent activity. The coding region runs from base 126 to 449 and encodes 107 amino acids.
ACAGGCAGCACGUAGCCGAAAUUUUUAUCAUCUUCAUUACAUCGUAGGCCCUUGAACUGAACUGGUGCGCAUUUUGUUGUAAACAGUGAAAAUUAUUUAUAUUUUGUUGGAAAGAGUUUAGAAAAAUGCAGUCUCUCAGAAAGACGACCACCUGGAUUGCACCGUCCGCCAUGAGAUUUGCCCGCAUUGGCACUCAACUUGGUGAGCCGGGUUGCGGUGCCGGAAAGGGUGGCGGUGGUGGAGGUUCUAUUCGCGAAGCAGGAGGCGCCUUCGGUAAGAUGGAGGUUGCCCACGAGGAAGAGUACUUCUACCACAAGCGUAAGGAACAGUUGAAUAAACUGAAGGAAAAGCUGAUCAAACAAGAAGAUUUCCACCAAGAGUCGAUCAAACAACACGAGGAAGCUAUCGAACGCCACAGGAAGGCAAUUGAAGAACUGCAUGGGCAUUAAACAAAUACCGAUUUGUAUGAAUGCUGAAACACUACGGUUACCUCUGAUAGCGUGAUAUAGAUCAUUCAGCAGCCAGACUAGUUUGAAUAAAUAUAGAAGGCGAUAUAGAACUUUUUUUUAAUGGCUUAAUAUUCGAAAUAAAUUUUGCCUUCAAUGAAAGAUUGUUCAUUCGUAGAUCAAUGGAUCAGAAGAAAACCAUGUUGCAAUUGAUUACAGUGAUCGUUCUUU